CACCAUCCGGAUAAUUCAUCCUCUUGCGCCUAACCGGCACAUCUUUGGUGUGGGAUUUGCUGAAGCAAGAGAUGGCAUGGACCUGCCUUUUUGAGCUAUAAGCUACCCCGCCGCACCCCGCGGGCAUGCCUGUCGGACCUGACAUCGGAGGGCGCACGCGAUAGCAAGGCUGGAGACGCGUUUGACGCCAACAUGCUGCUCUUCAAAUACCGGAGCUCACCGCGCAUUCGAGCCCAAUCUCUCGAGAAUUGGUAAAGCUUGAAAAUGAGGUGGAACAAAGCAUCUUUGCUGGCUUUGCCUGCCCUUGCCUCGGCACACGGCGCUCACCACCUUCACCAGGAGGCAUUCUCGCAAGAGCGUCUUGAUGAAUUGGAGCAGAAAUGGGGAACUGACUGGGGUUUCAGCGGCAUCUCGACCUUCGCCCAUCUGCCUCAUACACGGUGCUUGACCCAUCCUGAGAAAGCCUAUGAUAUUGCCAUCCUCGGCGCUCCCUUCGAUACCGCGGUUUCCUACCGACCGGGAGCUCGAUUCGGUCCUCGAGCAAUCCGUUCUGGCUCAGCACGUCAAACGUCCUUCAGAGGGUACAAUGCACGCGCAGGCCUCAACCCGUUCACAUCAUGGGCGAACAUCGUGGAUUGCGGAGACAUUCCAAUAACGCCAUUUGACAACGCUCUCGCUUUACGGCAGAUGAGCGAGGCCUACUUGGAGCUUGCAGGACGUGGACCCACGGAGAAGAGCAGUGAAAGUGGAGUCAAGUACUUCAGCAAGCCUAAGGUUAUCACACUGGGAGGUGACCACAGCGUUGCGCUGCCUGCUCUCAGGGCUUUGAACAAGGCGUACGGCCAUCCCAUCACAGUUGUGCAUUUUGACGCGCAUUUGGACACAUGGCACCCCGCCAAGUACCCCUCGGCUUGGAUCGACCCUGAGGAUCCAACUACACAAUCCUUCUUGAACCACGGCAGCAUGUUCUGGCUUGCUUCAACCGAAGGCCUUAUCGCCAACGGCUCGAGCGUGCACGCUGGGCUCAGGACUAGGUUGUCUGGUGAUGAUGCAACCGACUACGAAGACGACACACAACAGGGGUGGAUGCGCAUUUCCACCGAUGACAUUGACGACAUUGGAACAAAGGGCAUCAUCGAAUCCAUUAUGGGCCGCGUUGGUACAGAGACACCGGUCUACCUCAGCAUUGACAUUGAUGUUAUCGACCCUGGUCUGGCACCCGCUACAGGUACACCAGAGCCUGGAGGUUGGUCUACCAGGGAGCUGAUCAGGAUCCUGAGAGGCAUUGAGGGCUUGAACGUGGUCGGCGCAGAUGUUGUCGAGGUCAGCCCGGCGUAUGACAGCUCCGCGGAGAUCACCAGUGUUGCUGCUGCGCAAGUUGUCUACGAAAUCUUGACGAGCAUUGUCCGCAAAGGUCUGACUGAGCAAGCCAAGAUUGGAAGCAACAAGAGCAGCGAAAAGGAUGAGCUAUGAGAUACUGCAGGUGGUUGAUGUUGUGGGAGGUCAAGGGUCGAAGCGAUUUUCACCGUAUGCAUGUGGCGCUAGGAAGCCAAGCACGCACUGUAUGAACUUGGACAUCCUCGGAGGGGUGCAUAUACACGUGAAAAGUGCUCCAUCAUUAAUAUAUGACUGAAUGAGAUCAUGCACAAAACG
This is a messenger RNA of Macroventuria anomochaeta, 1653 nucleotides long. Its product is annotated as Arginase/deacetylase. The transcript has 2 exons. The record is from RefSeq and is a predicted model, not a curated record. Lineage: Eukaryota; Fungi; Ascomycota; Dothideomycetes; Pleosporales; Didymellaceae. Gene Ontology annotation, molecular function: metal ion binding; agmatinase activity. The coding region runs from base 265 to 1473 and encodes 402 amino acids.